This is a messenger RNA of Fusarium coffeatum, 1035 nucleotides long. RefSeq lists its product as uncharacterized. The record is from RefSeq and is a predicted model, not a curated record. Bases 1 to 1035 code for a protein of 344 amino acids. NCBI's taxonomy places the organism in Eukaryota, Fungi, Ascomycota, Sordariomycetes, Hypocreales, Nectriaceae. The transcript has 4 exons.
AUGUCAUCUACAAAAGGAACCGUCCUUGUUACCGGCGCCAAUGGCGGCCUUGGCUCAGCCAUUGUCACCAAUCUACUUCGGAAACCCGAGUUGGCUAGCAACUAUGCAGGUCUUUACACUGUCAGAAAAGCAGCAUCAGCAACUCGUCUCCAAGGGAUCUUGAAACAAGCUCCUGAAUCUCACAAAAACGUCCUCGACAUGGAUCUUAGCUCACUAGCCAGUGUUAGAACAGCUGCAGCUGAGAUCAACCGUCGAGUAGCUGCUGGAGAGCUGCCUCCUAUCAAGGUCCUUAUCCUUAAUGCAGCUUACCAAGACCACGAGCAAAUCACAAUGACAGAUGACGGCUAUGAAACAACUUGGCAAGUCAAUUUCUUGGCCAAUCAACUCCUAGCUCUACUCCUACUUCAAAGUAUGGAUAAAGAGAAGAGCAGAAUCCUUAUCAUUGGAAGUUGGUCUCAUGACAUUGAUGACGAACGUAACAAUCUCGGUGGGCAAGCCUGCUACCAAGGUUAUGACAGCCUCUUCCCUGGCCCAGACGAGCUUGCCAGGGGUAAAUGGAGUAGACCAGACACUGGUGGAGGAUGGCUCACUGGCUUUCGACGAUACGGAGCAAGCAAAUUGUGUGCCGUGAUGCUCAUGCAUGAACUUGUAAACCGACUCGCUCAAGACCCGCAACUCUCCAACAUCACAGUAACAGGUCUAGAUCCGGGCGCUAUGGCUUCUGACCUAGUGCGACGAGGUGGUUUCCUAAUGUAUCAGACCAUCAAACUUGCCCUCCCUAUCAUUUCUCCUCUUCUUGUUAGGUUCAGCCCUAACGGACCCUAUCGGCCUUUAUACAAGAGCGCGGGAGAUGCGGUGCAGCUCGCAUUUGAGAGGGAGGCCCCAAAGGGUAGAUUGCUCUACUUGAAUGGCACGGACGAACUUGAGACGGGAAAGGAAGCAAGAGACGAUGCCAAGAGGAAAGCUUUGUGGACCUACGGUUUACAGGCAGCGGAUAUUAAGCGGGGAGACACGAUCCUACAAGACUGGCAGUGA